AUGUCAUCUCAGACUAAGCCCUCCCCGAAACUCGAUACCACCUCCACCAUUACACCGAGCACUUCAUCCUCCACUCUGACUGUCCCAGGACAAGGAUCAGAGGAGUACAACAUCGAGAUUAUCCCUCCCAGUCCCAACCCUGACACUACCAGCAACUUCCCUUCCUCGGGCUCAAGCAACUGA
Coprinopsis cinerea okayama7#130 is the source of this 183-nucleotide messenger RNA. RefSeq lists its product as hypothetical. The transcript has a single exon. Lineage: Eukaryota; Fungi; Basidiomycota; Agaricomycetes; Agaricales; Psathyrellaceae. The record is from RefSeq and is a predicted model, not a curated record. The coding region runs from base 1 to 183 and encodes 60 amino acids.